AUGCCGAUAAAAAAGAUUUAUGACGAAGAAAUCUUUAAAGCCAAAUUUGAUCAAGAGACUCUUGCAUGUGUUCCACUUGCUGAGCAGAUCCAACCUGGAUUGAAUCAGGCUCAGCGAAAACUCACUCCAGUAUUACCUACAACUAUUUCAUUCGAUAUUCCUGAUGGUUAUCAUAACACCACGUCUGGUGAAACCUUUUUAAUUUCUGACAAAUUAUUUUCUCGAAAGAAACGAAUGCUAGCGUUUGGCAGUCCUAGACAACUUCAGCUGUUAUUCGAGAGUUCAAUGAUUUUUCUUGACGGAACGUUUCUCUCGACUCCGCCUUUUUUUGAACAAGUUUUCACCAUUCAUGGAUUGAAAUUCGAUUGUGAAUUAAAUUCUAUCACUGUAUCUAUGGGUAUGGUAUGGAAACCUGAGCGAAUGAUGUCUGACUUUGAAGUCGGUUUAAUUCCCGCAAUAUCGACCGAGUUUCCUAAAAGUAUCCAUUCUUGUUGUUUCUUUCGUUAUCAGCAGAGUCUCUAUCGUCGCAUUCAAUCUCUCGGUUUAGCAACAGCCUAUUCAAACGAUGAAUUAGUUCGCAAUUACCGCCGCAAAUUGACGGUCUUACCGCUUUUACCUGUUGACAAAGUCGAAAGCUCAUUCUAUCAUUUACGUACAACAGUGGAUUCGACAGUGAAAAACCAACUUCGAGAUUUAUUUAUGUAUUUUGAUAAUUAUUGGAUUAAUACUAUACCAGUUCAGAUGCGGAACGUUCACAAUUGUCCCUACAGAACGAAUAAUAUUUGCGAAGCCGGUAAGCGUCGAGCAAGUUCAAAUGGUGCUAAUCGUGUUCAACAGCGAAUCGAUAAUCUGAUGGUACGCUACAACAAUAACGACAUAGAUUCUGAAGAAUUAUUAAAUAAUUUUUCUUUCCUCAUCGCAAACCGAAGAUGAACUUCGUAAUGAGCAACCCAGGUCAACAAAUCCGAUGCUGGAUCCGAUCGGAUCUUACCGGAUCCGACCAUCCGACAAAAUUCGAUCGGAUUCCUGGAAACGGAAUUGCAUUGGAAUCCGACUAGAAAAAUCCCGU
This is a messenger RNA of Adineta ricciae, 1069 nucleotides long. The record is from the annotation of a GenBank genome assembly. Lineage: Eukaryota; Metazoa; Rotifera; Eurotatoria; Adinetida; Adinetidae.